Messenger RNA from Chenopodium quinoa (quinoa), 3329 nucleotides. Its product is annotated as beta-glucosidase 24-like. The coding region runs from base 1191 to 2498 and encodes 435 amino acids. Lineage: Eukaryota; Viridiplantae; Streptophyta; Magnoliopsida; Caryophyllales; Amaranthaceae. Gene Ontology annotation, biological process: carbohydrate metabolic process. Gene Ontology annotation, molecular function: beta-glucosidase activity. The transcript is spliced from 24 exons. The record is from RefSeq and is a predicted model, not a curated record.
UUACUUUUACUAUUAGCACAGGUAAAUUCAUAAUUACCCAAACACCCUUACACAGUUACACUCAUUUUUCUUCACAAACGACUCAAAGCUACCAUAUUGGCGGUCUCCGCCACCUAACCCUUUCAACCACCACAAACCACCAUCUCUCUAACCCUAAAUUAAUUAAUUGCAACAAAUAACAAAUACUUCAAUUGUUCAAUUGAUUGUGAAUCAGACUUCAUUCCUAAAUUGGCAUCAUCAGAUCAACGAAAUUAUACCGGAAGAAAUCGCCGGUUGCCGGAAUCUCACUUUCCUAGACCUAAUUUGAAGUGAUGAAGGACAAUUACGCGUCAUUACUGGAGAGAUUAAAGGAAAAUGAGAUGAUUAUUUGGCGAUGAUCUUGUGAUGCAGGUUGCUAAAAGGAGGAGAUUCCCAGGAUGUGAAUUAGUGUCUCCUUCGGCGGUAUGGAUACCAUUUCAGUAGAAACUUCAUGCCUGUCUGCUGUUGGAAGUUCUCUCUCACCAGUCACCACCGUUCAGAUGAUGCCAAUGCAGAAACAAGCAGCACGUAUUAUGUUCCUUGUGAAGCAGAAAUCUGUACCAAUAUUUCCUCAGAAGAACCUCAUGCAUUAACUCAGCCAGUCAGUAUUACAAGUAUGGUGACGAAGUCGAUUCAACGAUGGGCUGCCACCAGUUUAAUAUUCUUGACCAAAACUUUUGGUUGAGGAGGAAAUCACCUAUAUGCGUACAACUCCUUGGGCGAAGAAACUUCAUGUUGAAUAAGAUGGUUACGAAGACGAUUCAAUGAUGGGCCAGUGCCAGCCUAUUAUUCUUGACCAGGACAUUUGGUUGAAUAAGAAACCACACAUUGACGUCCAACUCCUUGGACGAAGAAACUUCUUGUUGAAUGUGUCAUUCAUUUUGAUAAUGUUAAUGCUGAGACGACCAGGAUGUAUUGUUUUCCAUAUGAAGCAAAGAUCAGUUUCAAUACCUUGGUAAUUCCUCAGAACGAAGAACCUCAUGCCAGUACAUUUCCAUAGACAAAUUCUGUGAUUUGUAUCAGGUUCAACUCAAAGGCCAUGCUUUACCCUCCUCCUUUAAUGACCGAGCACUUGUGAUUCAAAUUAUAAUUGUUCUUGAUGCUCUUGUUAAAAAGAUGCAAGCUAUGUUAAAAAGAAAAAUAAUGCAAGUUUGAAGGAGGAGCUGAAGAAGAUGGAAAAGGUCCGAGUAUAUGGGAUACUUACACCCACAAAUUCCCUGGAAGAUGUGAAGAUCAUGAAGGAAAUGGGACUGAGUGCUUACCGGUUCUCAAUUUCAUGGCCCAGAGUAUUGCCUUGUAUGUCAUUAUAUGCAUAUGGAAAAGUAAGCAAGGGUGUGAACCGGAAAGGAAUAGCUUAUUACCACAACCUUAUCAAUGAACUCUUGGCAAAUGAUAUACAACCAUUCAUCACUCUUUUCCAUUGGGAUCUUCCUCAGUCAUUACAAGAUGAAUAUGGUGGCUUUCUUAGCCCUCACAUAGUGGAUGAUUUUCGUGACUAUGCAGACUUUUGUUAUAGAGAAUUUGGUAACAAGGUGAAGCAUUGGAUUACACUUAAUGAGCCAUGGACCUAUAGUACAGGCAUUUACACAACUGGAAUCUUUUCAUCCAAGCAGUGCUCUAAAUCAAACCCCCAGAAUUGCAAAGUCAAUAUGGCCACUGACCCUUAUGAAAUCGCGCAUUACCAGCUUCUUGCUCAUGGUGCAGCAGUUCAAAUUUAUAGACAGAAAUAUCAGGCAUCUCAGAAAGGUGUAAUUGGCAUUGCUAUUAAUUCAGAUUGGUUCAUUCCAUAUUCUCAAGCAAAGCAAGACCGGAGCUCUGCACUUAGAGCUGUUGACUUUAUGUUUGGAUGGUAUAUGGACCCUAUAACACAUGGUGACUACCCACACACAAUGCGCUUUCUUGUGGGAAGUCGCUUGCCUAAAUUUUCAAGAGAACAGUCUCGCAUGUUAAAGGGUUCAUUUGAUUUCAUUGGCUUGAAUUAUUACACUAGCAGCUAUGCCGCAUAUGCUCCUAGUUUUAGGAAUACAGAGCCCAGUUAUAGUACUGAUUCUCUUGUUAAUAUGACAUUUGAGCGUAAUGGAAUACCAAUUGGUCCAAAGGCUGCUUCAGAUUGGCUUCAUAUUUAUCCAAGAGGGAUUUUUGAUCUUCUACUCUAUAUCAAGCGAAGAUAUAAAAAUCCAAUCAUUUACAUCACAGAAAAUGGUUGUGAUGAGUCAAAUGAUCCUAGAUUGUCUCUUGAGGAAGCUUUAACUGACAGCAUGAGGAUACAUUACUACCAUGGUCACCUAGCCUUUGUGAAACUUGCUAUGAGGAAUGCAGUUAAAGUGAGAGGAUAUUUUGCUUGGUCAUUGUUGGACAACUUUGAGUGGGGCUCUGGAUAUACUGUUCGUUUUGGCAUAAACUAUGUUGACUACAAAGAUGGACUGAGACGAUACCCCAAGCAUUCUGCUAAAUGGUUCAAGAAUUUCCUUCAUAGAUAAAACAGUUCCUGUACCUUUUAUAGAACUUUUCCUCUUUAGUUUCAUUUCCCUCCCAUUGUCCUUAGGCUACAGAACUUGUUCAAAUCUGUUCUUUGCAAGGACUUGGUUGGAAUGAAUUACUAAUUCUGAUUAUAAUGAAUUUUUUCCUCAAUGAUACAAAAUGAUUGAACUUAGGAAUAUAAUGCCUUCUCUGAAGGCAGAAUAAGAAUCCAUCUAAGUAAACAUAAUGGUAGUCUAACUACUGCAAUGUCUCCUAUAGUAUGUUCUGCAGCUUCAACAUUAUUUACUACUUGAUUUGGUUCAUUACAAACAUGUAGCAAGUUAUUGAUGUCACAAUUCACAAGACUUCCACAGGAGUCUGAUGUCUUCAAUCAACAGCUAGAUCGUACUCAGAGUUUGAUCUAGAAGAAGGUUUUAUUUCGUUUGAUCUCCAAAUCAUCUUACUUAAAUUUUGAAGCGUCUAAGUGUCUUGAAGAUGUAACUAUGCAAAUGCAGAUGGUGCAAAUGCGGAGAUGCCAGCCUGUGUAUGCUCGACAUGAAGCAGAAAUCAGUACUCGUAUUUUAUCUGAAGAACCUUCAUAUCAGUAUAGCUCUGUUUCGCUGGAAUGUCUGUUGCUCGACAAUUCCUUAUGACAAUUCAGGUUAGCUGAGCCUAAAUUUAGAUGGAGAUAGCGGUUUUCUUUUUGGGACAGCUUCAUCAGCAUAUCAGUAUGAAGGUGCAGCUCAUGAAGAUGGUAGAGGUUCAAGUAUAUGGGACACUUAUACUCAAAAAUAUCCAGAUAAGAUUAAAGAUCGAAGUAAUGGUGAUGUGGCAAUAGACUCAUACCAUCG